Salvelinus namaycush (lake trout) is the source of this 4178-nucleotide messenger RNA. RefSeq names its product serine/threonine-protein phosphatase 4 regulatory subunit 2-A-like. Gene Ontology annotation, molecular function: protein phosphatase regulator activity. The coding region runs from base 162 to 1412 and encodes 416 amino acids. Gene Ontology annotation, cellular component: protein phosphatase 4 complex; cytoplasm; nucleus. Gene Ontology annotation, biological process: protein dephosphorylation. NCBI's taxonomy places the organism in Eukaryota, Metazoa, Chordata, Actinopteri, Salmoniformes, Salmonidae. The transcript is spliced from 9 exons. The record is from RefSeq and is a predicted model, not a curated record.
GUUGAGUGGGUAGCUAACGUUAGCUAGCAAGUGUGUGACAAACGGCGCCAUAAACUCACUGGGAUGCAUUGUUGCUAGCUAGCGGUAGCUAGCUUUUUCUGAUUUCCUGUCGCUGGUGUGUAGGGGACUUCGGUUGCCAUAAAAUAGCUUACGUUACAACCAUGGAAAUCGACACACUUUUGGAGGGUUUUACGGACUUCGAGAAGAAAGGGAAGAAAGAUGCCUGCCCUGCCCUGGAUCAAUUUCUGUGUCAUGUCGCCAAAACGGGAGAAACGAUGAUUUCAUGGUCACAGUUCAAAAGUUAUUUCCUGUUUAAACUUGAGAAGGUAAUGGAUGACUUCAGAGCCUCGACACCAGACCAGCGAGGGCCAGCUAAUCCUAAUGUGGAGUACAUUCCGUUUGAAGAGAUGAAGGAGAGGAUUCUCAAAAUCGUAGAAGGAUACAACGGGAUUCCGUUCACCAUCCAGCGUCUGUGUGAGUUACUGACUGAGCCAAAGAGGAACUACACAGGAACAGACAAGUUCCUCAGGGGAGUGGAGAAGAAUGUGAUGGUGGUCAGCUGUGUGUGUCCUACAUCAGAGAAAAAUGAGGCAACCAGUGUAAACAGAAUCAAUGGAGUGAUGUUCCCUGGCAAUACCGCUAUUUAUUCAGAAAGGAAUGUAAAUGGACCAGGCACCCCAAGGCCACUGAACAGACCAAAGCUAUCACUAUCCACCUCUCUGGCUACAAACGGUCUCCCUGACAGCACAGAAGAUAAGGAGCCACUCACAGAACAAGAAGAGGAGCAUGUUGUCAGUGAUUCCUCGGUAUCGGAAAGUGAUGCCACACAGAGCAGUCUGAUGAAGACUAAGCAUCCGGAAGAGGAUGUAACGGAGGCAGAGAGCCACGAAGUCAAGAGGCUGAAGUUUGACAAAGACAUGGAUGAAGAGGAGGAUGAGGUAGACAAGGAGAUGUCAUGUCCUGCACCUGCCCAAAGUUCAUCAGACAUGCCAGAAUCGUCAACAGAUGUUGUUGAGGAAGAAAAAGAGAAGUCUGCUGAUAUGCUCACCACAGACGAUCAUGAGCCCUCCAGUACUCAGACAGAAGAUCCCUUUGAUGACGAGGAAGAGCCAUCAGAGAGGGAGGCUGAGUAUGGCCCCAUCCACAGUCUAAAGAGUGACAGCACCAUGGACCAGUCAGAGGAGCAGCUUGCUCAGUCAGGGAAUGAUCUGAGUUUAGAGGAACAGGAUGAAGGAGAUUGCAGUGACCCAGUAAGUAGCAGCAGUAGCAGCAAUGGGGAGGGAGCACCCAGUGAAGAGCCGGUCCCCUCUGCCUCUCCCAGCAGUACAGCUGAGUCGUUGGCAGAGGGCGCUGCUGCAGAAAACUGUUCGGAAAGCUCAGAGAUGGCAGAUGAGCCCAUGGAACAGGACUAACCUGAGGCUGAGGGGCCCCCCCCCCCAACAUUAUUUUACACUGUAUAUUGAUACUGUACCAAACCCAGGAGAUCUCUGUACCACCAUGGACCUGUAAUCUCCCAGCACAGGGAGGCUUUUUGUGAGGCCUCAGAGGAUUUUCACCCUCAGGUCUCUUCUUCACGCCUUUUUUGACCCACCCACCUCCUGACGGCCACACAUCAGUCCGUUUUUAAAAACUGGAACUUAUCAUUUAAAGUUCCCCUCCAGCUAGUUUUUUUAAAAAGCCUGUGGCAUUCAAAAAAGCGACUCAGCUGUACUUUUUUAUCACCUUGAUAGUUUUUAUUUCUCUCAUGGAUCAUUGUCAUUUUAAUAUUUACUGCUAUUUUAGACACCAGUUCUAAAGCUGUUUGGUUAACAUUGUGAUAAGGAAUGAAUCAGCCACUUCUGUGUGUUGUGAUCUCAAUCUGUGGUGAACGUAUCAUGUUGGCCGGCCCAGUUAGGGUCUCCUCUGGAUCUGUGGGAUGCCUUGGGUUUUCCCUUGGUAAAGCUACCGUUCACAUCUAUGUUUAAAUUUUUUGUAUAGUUGUCCAUACUUUGGAAUGUAAAGUAUGAAGGAUUGUCCAUGACACACAUCUGUUCCAUAAAACCACUGGAAGCCCUUGUCCUGCAAGUUUGGUAAUCUUGCAAAGUUAACAUACUGAAACCAUGGAUUGCAACCAAUCCUCAUGUACUAUUGCACUCUGAUUGAACAAAACAGAUAGUGCUUUCAGAAAGUAUUCAUACCCCUUGACUUAUUCCACAUUUUGUUACAGCUUGAAUUCAAAAUGGCUUGAAUGUUAACACACAAUACCCCAUAAUGAAAACACAUUUUUAGAAGUCUUUGCACAUUUAUUGAAAAUGAAAUAAAUAUCUAACUUACAAACUUACACACCCCUUUGUUAUGUCACACCAAACUGAGCUCAGGAGCAGCCAACUUCCUUUGAUCAUCCUUGAGCUGUCACUGCAACUUGAUUGGAGUCCACCUGUGGCCAAUUCAUUUGUUUGGACAUGAUUUAGAAAAACACCUGUCUAUAUAAGGUCCCACAGUUGACAGUGCAUGUCAGAGCAGAAACUAUACCAUGAAGUCCAAGGAACUGUCUGUAGAGUGCCGAGACACGAUUGUGAUGAGGCAUAUAUCUGGGGGAAGGGUAUAAAACAAUUUUAGAGUGUUAAGUUUUUGCGAGCACAGUGGUCUCCAUCAUUGGGACAUUGAAAAAAUAUAGAACUACCCAGACUGCCUAGAGCUAGCCGUCCGACCAAGGCAAGAAAGACCUUUGGUAAGGGAGGUGACCAAGAACCCAAUGACCACUCUGACAGAACUACAGAGUUCCUUGGUUGAGAUGGGAGAACCUGCCAGAAGGACAAGUCUUUACGCACUUCACCAAUCUGAGCUUUAUGGGAGAGUGGCCAGACGGAAGCCGCUCCUAACAAAAAGGCACAUGAUGGAAGGCCUGGAGUUUGCAAAAAGGCAUAUGAAAGAUGGAGCAUAAGGAAACAUAUUCUGUUGUCUGAUGAGAGACAAAUUGGCCUGAAUGCAAAGCGCUAUGUCUAGAGAGAAACAGGCACAGCUAAUCACCCAUCUAACACCCUACUGUAUAGCGGUGGUGGCAGCAUCUUGCUAUAGGGAUGCUUUUCAGUGGCAGGGACUGAGAGACUGGUAAGGAUACCGCGAACAAUUAAUGGUGUCAAAUCCCUGAUGAGAACCUGCUUCAGAGUGCAAAUGACCUUGGACUGGGGUGAAGAUUUACGUUCCAACAGGACAAUAACCCCAAGCAUAUAGCCAAAGCAAUGCUGGAAUGACUUCAGAACAAGAGUUUGAAAGUCCUUGAGUGGCUCAACCAAAGCCCAUUAAAUCUAUGGAAUGACUUGAAGAUUGCUGUUCACCACCACUUCCCAUUUAACUUAACAGAGCUUGAGAAAAUCUGCAAGGAAGAAUGGGAGGAAAUCCCCAAGUCCAGAUGUGCAAAGCUGAUGCAGACGUACCCAAGAUGACACAAAGCUGUAAUCGCCACCAAAGGUGUUUUUACAAAGUAUUGACUCGGGUGUGAAUACUUAUGUAAAUUAUAUGUAUUUAUUUUUCAAUACAUUUGCAAAAAUGUGUAAAUGUUUUCACUUUGCCAUUAUGGGGUAUUUUGUGUAGGAAAAUUGAAUUCAGGCUUUAACCCAACAAAAUGUGGAAUAGGUUGAGGGGAAUGAAUACUUUCUGACAGCACUGUAUAGCUGUGAAUCAAUUGCUCUAAACAUUCCAGGAGCACUCUAUCCCAUCGUUCUCUACCUUCUCACCUGUUGCUAAGUCUUCCAAAACAUCAGAAGACAAUAAUAUUGCCAAUUUCCUGAUUUCUGUUGUCUGACAGUAUUGAGUGAAUGCUUUUCUGUUGACCACAGUUACUGUCAGUUUUUGUGUCCGAUUUACUCAAAUGGUAAGAAAACAUGGUGUACUUAAGUUCUCACAAUCUUUUCAAUUGAAUAAAACUACAUUUGUCAAAUUGAAAUGUCUAUAUCAGCACUAAAUGUCAUUGAUCACAAGAAUCUUGUUUGAUUUUAUUUUGAGAGUUUACUGGCUGCCAUAUCUUUACCAGUUUCUGCAACUGUCUUUUUAUAUAUUAGGAUAAACAUUUCUGUAAAGUAGAUUUUGUAGAUUGUAAUAUGUGUUCACUGCCUUUGUGAAACCGAUUGAUAUCUGUAAAUUGAAUGAUUGGCUUUCAGCACAGUAUUCAUAUGAAGCAAUAAAUGCUAACAUUUUAA